ACCUACUAAGACAGAUUCGAGGAUUCACCCAGGAACCAUCGGCAGGCCACCGACAGAAUCCCAUCGGCAGCAUGUUCGCGACGCGUGCUUGCGUCGUUGAUAUCAGCGUCAUCCCCUGUCCCCCUCCGAUCCGCGUUGGCCCCGGUGUCGGAGGAACAAAGUUCACAUGGACUCCGCAGAGUGAACUACAUCACCGGACCAUCGUAACGAUUCACCUUCAGUCUCUGUGAACGCGUCGUCGAGAACCCGUCGGUCAUCCCGGAGGAAAAGUGUCCUCGAGGAUUGGAUGCGCGACACAACCGGAAGUCGGUGUGUUUCGCCAACGUUUGUGCUACGAGUCUCGCCGAGCCAGGAAUCCGUACAGCCUGAUACCUUGAGUGAGGAACCAUAAUAGUGUCUAAAAUAAGAGGACGACGAGAGAAACGAGCCGCGACCGAUGAAGCACGGCUUCAUGAGCCGAACUCUCGCGAAAUAUCAAUUCAGCGAUUGUGACGACCCGCCUGAUCCUUUGCAACUUUGUCAAUUUUAUGUCUCCAUCACGAUAAUUAGAUAGGACGAAGGCAAGGCUUUGAUUCGAAUACUCGGUUCUCGAUUCGUUUAUUGUUCGAUUACAAGUGAAGGAUUCACUUCAGGCGGUGUCUCGUGAUAUAUCUAGUUGCACGCUACUGUCAAUACAGGAAUCGCCGGCUCACAAUAUCUCAUCGCUUACAUACAUAAUAGUCAACAAGAGCGAUACCGUGCUAUUCGCGCAAGUUAGACGUCGUCGGGAUUCCUCGAGAAGAAUAUGGCGAUCGACUCAGUUCAGAGGAAAUAAUCGACUCCCUCUAAAAUUGCAUUCGCAUGGGAUCCAUGCGUCAAGAGCAUCGAGACAAGAUCGGGACCUUCAUCCGAUGGAGGAGUAGUAAUUUCCAACGUUUAACGCGAGUGAAUCAUCAGUCGAUCGAGUCGAUCGACGAAAUCAUUCAGAUUAAUCGUCGCUUAAGUCCGGAUCGCGAUGCGUUUGCCCGUGGUGUUUUUCGUUAUUCUCGGUAUGGGCGGAAUCAGGGCCAACUGGUCCGAAGUGACCAAUCCUCUGAUGAGAGUGUGGUACACGUUUCUCCCUCACUCGCCGGAAUCGUCAGAAGUGUCGGCCAGCAAGGCGGCCGAGUGCGUCGGCUGUGCACAGAAUAAGGUCACUCUAAUUGACCACAACCCGUUCUUGACCGAGCUCAGGGUGGAGUACGUAAAGCAGCAGAUCUUGAAGAAGCUGCGGCUGUCGAAACCGCCCGAGGUCUCGAUGCCGCUAUCGACCUUGCCCAAGCCCCUGAUAAGCAAUGUGCUCGAACUUCGACCCGGAGCACCGCCCGAGCCGGAAAGACACGCAGAGAACUUCUACGGCAAGACCGAUCAGAUUGUUGUGUUCCCGAACGAAGGUGUGGCCGAUUCGACGAAAUGCCGUCAGAACUCGAAUCACAUAACGGGGUUCAAUCCGGCGGCCUGUUUCACGUUUUACCUGCCGAACGAGAUGCAGUACGUAGACGUGACCUCGGCGCAGCUCUGGUUCUACAAGGAGCAGGACGAGAACGACGACGAGCUCAACCAGACCUUCGUGCUAUCCGAGCUCGAUCACUGGGACCUGGGCGGUAGCUUCGAAAAGAACACCGUCAUGGCAAUCUUCGAGACCGACAUCGGAGAGGGCUGGGUGCAGACGGACUUAGCAUUCAUGGUGAAGAAAUGGAUAGGUCGACGUCGACUGAACCACGCUAUUCAGAUAGCGUGCACCACGUGCUCGAUGGACCGCGACAUCGCGCCUGUGUCCGUCGAGCAGACUCUGAAGCCGUUCCUGGUGAUUCACACCGCACCAUUUCCACAAAAGAAUAGACCUAAGAGGAACUCAAACUGCCUACCCGAAAUGAAAGAGUGCUGUCGAGACGAACUCUAUAUUAACUUUCAAGACAUUGGUUGGAGCGACUGGAUUCUACACCCGAGCGGAUAUCACGCGUAUUUCUGUCGAGGAUCUUGUUCUACAGCAGCUUCCUUAACGAACAGCGGUUCGCAUUACAACAACGUUAUCAGAAAGUUGUUGACCAAAGACAUGGUGCAACGGAAGAACCAGAUAGUGCCAUGCUGCUCGCCGACGCAACUCGCCCCGCUUCAGCUGCUCUACAUCGACUCGAACAACACGAUCACGCAGAAAACACUACCGAACAUGGUGGUGGAGGCUUGCGGUUGCAUGUGACGCCACCACCUCGAAGACAGAGGGUGGAUCGGUUAUUAUCGCCGAGAAGACGAGACUCUCUGCGAUCACCCUUACGCCAUCCUGUCCAAGGCUUUCGCUCGCGCUUAAUCACCAUAAGUUUCAUCCUACCGAGAUGCUGCGUCUCAUCUCGUUUGUCUCAUCAAUGCGAGAAGAUUGGCAAAAACGCGCAAAAACACACGAAAAUGACGAAUUGCGCCUAAAUCUCGCGAUAACGAUUAGAGAUAACGGCACGCUCAACAUGCGAGCUCACUCAUCGUAUUUUAUUAAAUCAUGAACGAUAGCAUUGCAAAGUCACUGUCGGGAAAGUUAUGAAACUUCCAUGAUUUACGCUAUUUACUUUUAUUUGUGUAACAUCACGUUUAUCAACAAAACGCUAUUGUUCGCGAUAGAGAAUUGUCAUCGGACGAUAAACUGCAUACAAGAACAAAUCGUCCUUCUUGAUUAAUAAAAAAAAAAUAGUAAUACGAUUGCUAUGCGCGCGCGUUAGCUGAAUACCGUAAUACAUGAGCUCGCAUGAUAUGAUAAAGGCGCGUCUUCAUCAGAAACUUUAUCCUUAAACGUUGACGUGGCCCGAAUUGCGAGACCAAGCGAGCGCCCUCACGGUGUCAUGGGAAAUUAAAGCGUGAAUUAAGGCGAGCGAAAUCGUGGAGGGAAUCCAUUCCGUGUUUUGCCAUAAAUACUGACACAUCCGCGUGCCUGCCGCACGUCCACAAAAUUAAUAGCGGAAGAUCUUUUGAGCAAUUUUGACAGUGAAUCUCGUGUCUGUUUACGUAAAGCCAUGUCUCCUGUUUCUAGAGCGCGAAUCUCUUACCGAAUCUCAACUCCGGCGAAUAUAAAGACGCCCUCCGUGCCUCUCAAAAAUAACGACUAUCUCGAAUCGACGAUGUGACCAAUGACACACUAGAAGCCAUACAGUAUUUUCUUACCGAAAAUCCACUUAUUCGCCAUACAAUUUGAAUCCGUUACGUCGAUCUGACUUGUAUUUAAUUUAAGCAGCGUGACAGAAUAGAAUUUAUUUAUUGCUAAGAUAAGGAUUUCACGUCGUCGCCUUGUCAUCGGCAGUUGGCUCGCGGGCACGAUUACAGCAAGCAAUAAAAUACAGUAGCGACUAGUUUAGCGAUAAAUACGAGCGAUGUGAGCACAAUAUUGAUAGAAUCUUUGUCAUUAAGCGAUGCUAAGCGCCGACGAUAACUGAAAGGAUGAACUGCGAAAGGCACAGACUUCGAAAGGUUCUAAUAAAAGGCGGAGCAAUAUUAUCGAUGUAUGAUAUUGUACUUGCGUUUCCUUUUUUAUAGCUUUACGAAACGCGUCGAGCGUGAGAUAAGUAUAUUCGCGGGGAAUCAAUAUCUCCCUUGCAACGCGGCUCAAGAACGCAAAUCCGACGAGAUGGAUUCUUUUUGCAUUUGAAACCUCGCUGGCUUACGAUCUUAAUUCAAUCAAGAUGAUAAUUUUUAUUUUGUGUGAAUAAAUAAUAUACAAUGCUAUCGAAUUUGUAAUAUUUCGCCUAGUUCGUCCACGUAUGAUUUUAAUCGUGUGACGCGGAUGUAAAAAAAAAACAAAUUACACUUCCUGCACAUUUUUAUCAUACGCACGUCAACCAAUCUGUUGUACGUCGACAUAAGUCGCACUCAAACCUACAUCGCGCUCGUUUUUUUUCGCGAAACACGCGAAAACCCGGCUUGAGAGAAUUCAUGGGGACGGAUGAGGGCAAAAACUGUGGACGAACUUCCGUGCGCGGCUUCGAGAGUGGAUUAGCGCGUUCCAUUCAAAAAAUACAUUUCGCGUUUCCCGCCCCUUCGCGUAACGCUCGAUAAACCUUUCCCGAGUAAAUCCAUCUCGCGGGUUUCUCCCUCGGCGCCAUGUAAAUAUAUCAUUCGUGUUUUGCUGUACGGUGCCACGUCUCUGUAAAUGAAUUUCCUGGAGCGCUUCCUUCCUCCGUCCGGGAGACAGACACAGAAACGACAACGAGGAGGAAGUGGAGGAGAGAGAAAGAAAGAGAGGAUACGAGGAAAACGGAAAAGAGAGAAAGAGAGAGAAACGGAGAGAGGAACGAGGAGAGGAUGGAAAGCGGAGGACUACGCGAAGAGAACGGGAGAGGAAGAGGAAAAGAAAACAAGCACCAGGCAGAACGGGAGACAAUGGGUGGCACUGUACCGCGGGAUCGAAACCGAGUAUGUCCUUUAGAGGCAUUAAAUGCACCAGGGAAAUAAUACUUAACGCGACUCUGCGAAGCAAGUGUAUGUCUUUGGCGACAGCAACGAGAUAGCGUAAUCUUUACUUAUACGGAUCUGGGCCCCGCAUCGCGUCAUGCUGCUGUUGUUAAUUAAGGCGAGGCAAUUUCCAAUCUUUAUAAUCCUAAUGGGAUAUCCGAGAUGGAUGGAUAUCGCGAUAUUGAUGUGAUAUAAAUAAUACGAUACUUCCCUUCGUCGCUUUCAAUGAAAUCUACAGUAAGAUUAUUUCCAGAGAAAUUAGAGAAAUAUCAUAGAAUAGUAUUACUGAAUAGUAAGAUUGAAUUAAUUAAAUGUAACUAAAGAAUAGAAAAUAGUUUAUAGAUCGUCGGGAUUACAAAGAUUGAAAAUGCAAAACUAACAUCCGCAAUCACGAUCCAGCAGGCCGCAUGAUGCAAGCGAAGAUCUAUAUUUUUACUGCAAAUUUUGUACGGAAUACAGCCGGUUUCAAGCCUCCGCUAACGUCAAACAACGUUCUCUACAACGUGUUGUUUCAGUAAAUUUUACACCACCCUUCAUAACUGUAAGAUUGUGCACGGAGUAAGUUCGUGAUGAGAUUGUAGAUCAAGAUUGUGUAAUGUAUAAUUUAAUUUAGACCACAAUUAUAUAUUUGACAAAAUAA
Molecule: messenger RNA, 5089 nt
Organism: Ooceraea biroi (clonal raider ant)
Lineage: Eukaryota; Metazoa; Arthropoda; Insecta; Hymenoptera; Formicidae
Gene: daw
Product: activin beta chain dawdle
Cellular component (GO): extracellular region
Molecular function (GO): cytokine activity; growth factor activity
Source: RefSeq, a predicted model, not a curated record